UGAAUGUGGAGGAUUAUAUGGCAAUGACCUCCACCUCAAUGUUUGUAAAAGUGAACCAAUCAGAAAGCAAACAGAUAUCUGGAGCGAAUUACAACUGAGUGUCGUUUAACAGAUUUUGCUUAUCCCACUCGUGUUUAGUUUCUAAUUGUUUUCGAUCGCUCCCAUUAUUAAAUGUAAUCGCACUCUAUAUGGUUGUUGACUCAACUCAAUUCUGUUGUUAUCAUCCAAAGCUCUCUAUGAUCACGCAGUUCUGCACUUCGCCUGCAUUCAAAGUACUUUCAGGCGGAAAUGUGGGUUUACAAUGCAGUUUUCGUCAUCAUAUUAUUUGAAGACCUGUGGCUUGCAGAGUUCAAGAGUGUUAAUUCACAUUGUAUGUUGGCUAGAGAAAUCUUAAAUAAAUACAUUUCCCAUCCUAUUGAAUCUAAUCAAUUGGUCAAUUUGUGCAGAGAGAACGGCGGAUCUGAGUUUAAUGAUUGCUGUAAUGAGGAGUCGCUGAAAAACAUUGUGUCUAUUGGCGCAUCUGAAUUCACUAAGCACUGGCGCAUAUUCUGGCUUAACAUAAGUCAGAAUUUAAGGGAAGACGCUCGUUAUCUGCAAGGGAGUUUGAAGCUAACAUUGAAAAGUUUUCAUGACCUCUUUGUAAACUCCUACGGAUAUAACUAUGAUCAAAACAAGGAUUUUGUUGAGGCAUUCUUCCAUGAACUGGAAAGUUAUAUGCUGGGAAACCGGCAAAAUAUAGCGUCGUUGGUUGAUGACUUUUUCGAUGGCCUGCUAAUUCGUGCACUCCAUGUAAUGCUGUUUGUAAAAACUGAACCGGAUAGUAUUGUAGCCAACUGCGUUGCAUCCAAGUUGAGACCUCUGAAGCCAUUUGAUCAAGCGCCUGAAAUAAUAAGGUUUAUGGCAACUCGCGCAUUUCCUCCUCCUAGGAUUCUUAGGAAUAGUCUCCUGUUAGGAGAUCAUGUGGUUCAGUUUUUAUCAAAGAUUACAGUGAAUGAUAGUUGUAUAAAUGAAUGGAUUAAACUACGUUACUGUAAUUUAUGUUCAGGAGUAAUCCAACCCCUCAUUUGUCGACAUAGUUGUUUUAGUCGUUUGUCCACAUGUUUUUUGUUAUGGACUGCUUUUGAUAAAUACUGGCUAUCAUUUAUUGAUCAGGUUGUUCGUGUUGCUGAACGUUUAAAAGACUCCAAAAUUUUCCCCCAGGUUAUUCGACCAUUACAAAUACAUAUAUCUGACGCUAUCAUGAAUCUUCAAACUAUACUUUUUCGACUGGAUCAAUCUGAUGAAUUUUUCAGUGACUGUUUAUUAGAAAACUCAAAAGAACAUCAGUCGUUUCCUUCCAGGACUGAUUUUAGGCAACGACGACAUCAGGAAUUUGUAUUUGUUGAUCAUGAUACCUUAGUUCAGGAUUACAAACAUCCUUAUAUUUACGGCAAUUAUGAUAUCCUGAAAUCAUGGGCGGACAGUAUUCGUAACAAGUAUCUCUCUAUACGCAAACCAUUUUCUACCAUCAUCAAGUAUCUUUGUAGUGAGGAUCUUCUACGUGAUUCAAAGGAAAAUAGUGACCAUUUAUGUUGGACAGGUGAUAGAUUAACACAUACGUCAAAUAUAACCGUAAAUCUGAUCGAAAAUGAAUCGUUUCUUAAGAUAAAUCCUAUGGCUGUCCGUGUCAUUAAAGAUCUACAACACAUAACUGAAAUUAUGCAAUCUGUAAUUCAAAAUAAUUCUGAUCCUCAUUAUGUGCCGAUUAAAGGGGAAAGUAGAAUUCAAUCUAUAGAUAACGUAACUGUUUUCCUUCCAUUGCCGAGUUAUUCAACAGCAAACCCAGUAAGCAUAAUGGUCUGUAUAUUUUUCAUUACAUUGCAUUCAGUAGAGUUCUUUCUAUACAUGUUUAUUCUUAACAAGCUGUUUUACUGUCUGCUUAAUAAAAUGUAAAGGAUAUACAAAUCGUUAUCACACACAUUUUCACAAGUGAUAGUCACUACCGAGUGUACACUAAUAAACUGACUUAAGAAUUCCUUAUUGGUGUUCUGAUCGAUGAUGAGGAAUGUAUCGUCAAUAAGUCUAGUUUUUCCUAAAUUUCGUUCACAACUCCAUUUUCUAAUUUGAUUAUAAAGCAACCAGCUAAUAUUCUGAACUUGACACAACAUUUAUCUCGUCAAUUUGUUGACAAUAUUGUGAAAGACUUACAUAGUAAAUAUUUUCUACCGUUUACCCUCUCAGUUUUCCAACGGGCUACGAGUCUACAAUACUGUUCUAUGUUUUCACAAUAAAUUUGUAACAUUCCUGUCCUUUUCCUUAGCCUGAUAUUAAUUGAUAGACGAUUUUGAUCAUUUUUCCACACCCUGCUUUUGGUUGUUUUCCAUCAAUUUUUAUAUCUCUUCUUUACUGCUUUCAUAUGUGAACUGAUUAUUCACAUAUUUCUUACUACGCAAUUUUUAUAAGUUAUUAUUUUACUGUUAAUGUUUCCAAGUUUCGAUUUAAGUUCGAUAUUAAAGCAUUUAUACAUCCAUCUCUGCUCAUAAUUUAUCCAAGCUGUUAUUAUUUUUAUUAUUACGAGCGUCAAGACAGUUCUAAUGUACGGAACUGAAACUUGGAGAACUAUUACAGAUAUCAUCAAAAAGAUGUACGUAUUUUAUAAACAAUUGUCUACUCAAGAUACUCAAUGUCCGUCGGCCGGAUACCAUCAGCAAAAACCUACUGUGGCGGAGAACACACUGGGAUCUGGCUGGAUAAGAAAUUUGGAAAAGUUGUUGGAAGUGGAUAGGACAUACAUUACGGAAAUCAACAAACUGCAUCACAAGUCAAGCGCUUACCUGGAAUCGUGAAGGGAAACGGGAAAGAGAAAGGCCAAAGUACACACUGUGUCGGAAAUUGGAAGCAGACAUGGAAAGGAUGAAUAGCAACUGGGAAGAUUCGCCUGGUAUAGAGUUGGAUGGAGAAUGCUCAUGGCGGUCUAUGAUCCUCCACGAGGAGUGACCGGAGUAAGUAAGCUUUCUUUCAGCCUACUUCAACACUAACAAACGUCACACAUGUAGAUGGACAGUGGUUAUGCUCAUAAGUGUCCUGUAUUUCCCUAACCACCCUAAUCGAUGGAGAUUCGCUGCAUCACCAACCAAUUUUCCACCUUUCCCUGGUACCACUUAUCUAACUUUAGCACUGCUACCUCGAAAGUUCCGACAUACGCGAGUAAUGCUCUGAGGGUAUCUAUGGUUGGAUGCCUGUAGCUUACGAAUGUCCUUUUAUUUUCUAGGACCAUGUUGCUUAGCUAUAUCAUAGUAUAUCUUACUAUUAACAUCCACUUUUUACGUGCUAUGAUUAGUUAUCUAAUCUAUUUAAUCAUCUUCAAGAGUUAUGUUUAGUCUCAUAUUUUUGACGUAUGCGUCGAUAUUUAACUGCAUAUCAUGGUGAAGCAUAAUAAAAAUUAAUUCG
This is a messenger RNA of Schistosoma guineensis, 3429 nucleotides long. Lineage: Eukaryota; Metazoa; Platyhelminthes; Trematoda; Strigeidida; Schistosomatidae. The record is from the annotation of a GenBank genome assembly.